Molecule: messenger RNA, 1998 nt
Organism: Stylonychia lemnae
Lineage: Eukaryota; Ciliophora; Spirotrichea; Sporadotrichida; Oxytrichidae
Source: the annotation of a GenBank genome assembly
AUGCUUUCAGUCACAGUGAGAGCAACUUAAUCUGAUCUAAUUGAAGAUUCUUAAGAUUUUGAAAAUUAAAAUGUCGAGACAUAAUAAGAAUUUAGCUAAGAAGAGCAAAGUGCGCCAACAACAACUGAACUUCCUAAAAGAUAGUUACCUCCACUUUGCAAAGAAGAGCUUCCAACACUGAGUGUUAAAGAUGUCCUCCUCACUUCUGCCAACUGGGAUUCAUUUAAAAAGAAGAAUGAGCUAUUUAUUCUUGGUGUUUCAGACAGUGAAUGUCCUCUUUGCUGCUAAAGUGAGCCUCUAUUGAAAGAACUCUAGGACCUUUUCCAAAAUAACAAAUAUCUAUAUAAGGGGAAAAAGAUUCAAAUCGCUAGAAUAGACACUUCAAAGAAAAAUCAAUUCCUUGAGAAGGAAGAAAUUACUUUUGAAAAUGUUCCAAAAGUAAUCAUAAUAAAAGACUAGAGAUUCUAUGGUUUCGAUCAACCAUUAGACAGAAUGGAUUUGCUGCUUCACCAAAUAAACAGAAUCCUAAAUCCACUAAUUACUCUGAAAACAGAAGAGGAGAUUGAAUUGUUUUUAGACCAUGAGAAAUUUUGGGAUGCUGAUUAUCAGACCAAGUUCUUUAAAAACAAUUAGGAUGUAGUACCAAGAAUGGAAAAUCAUUAUUCAUAGCUGAGAUAUAAAACACGUGUUAUAUGCUUCAUUUAUGACAAGCAAGAGUAUAGGGAGGAAUACAAGAAUCUUAAAAGCGAUGCUAAGUACUUAGCCACAAGAGAUAAUCUUAGAAUAGGUUUUGUUGAUAACCAAAGACUGAUUAAGAAAAUGAAAGCCAAGUACUCAGUAAGAAUGUUCUCAUCAAUUGCAAUGUCUUCUUUAGUUAUGAAGAGAUAUGAUGGCGAAUUGUUGAACUAUGAUUUGACGAGUGAGGAUCAUAUAUUCAUUCAUAAUUGGAUAAAUAAACAUACACUAAAAGAAGUUGAUGAACUCAAUAAUGAAAGCUACAGAAUCUAUGAGCUAUUGAGACAACCAAUGUUUUUGACAUUCGUUGAUUUCGAAGAUCAAAGAUAUUCUAAGGCUUGUUAUAAAGCAGUUGAGGUAAUGAGAUAAGUUGCUCCUAAGUUUUCACAUAUCAUGGGAUUCCUUUAUGUGAAUAAUACGUAAUUUUAUCUUAGAAAGAGAGUCUUGGGUGUGACUUGGGAUGAACUACCAUCAAUGGCUUUUAACAUGAUUGAUAACAGAGUCAUUCCUUACCCUAGAGGUAAACCUAUCGAAAGAGAUAUAUUGUUCGAUUGGUUUGAUGAUAUUGUUAAGGGUAAAGUUUCAGUAAAAACAACUGGAUUUGAUAGAAUAGUGAAUGAUACUGACAUCUAAACAUACUUAUUAAAUAAUACAAUAGUAGCUAACAGAGAAAACUUUUAUGAAAUCGCCUUUUCUGAGGGCUUUGAUGUCGUCGUAUUAUUCUAUACAACAGAAGUUGUUCAUAAUGUGCAAAGAAACAUUGCUUUACAGUUUAAUUUAGUAGCUGAUGCCUUUAUCAAACUGUAAAUGUAAGAUUACAUUAAAGUAGUAAGCUAUGACAUUAAUGUAAAUGCCUUCCCUGAAGGUAUUGAGUUUACUACAGAUCUACCAUAAAUCUACUUCUUCCCAGCAUAUCACAAGAAAGCUCCAUUCAAGAAAUAUAUUGGCUAAGGUAUUGCUGGCUCAAUCUUGACUUACAUUCAGAAGCAUGCUGAUACCGAAUUCUAGUAUCCAGUUGAUGUUUCUAAAAUAGGUAUGCCCAGAGAGAAAAAUGAAUAAGAAGAGAACUAAAACUAAUAGCAAUCUCAAGAAACUCAAGAAAAUUAACAAAAUUAAGAGGACCAAAUCAUUGACUUGGAUAAAGAAAACAACAGUGAAAGCAUGAAUAAAGAGGAGAUUGAUUAGUCAAUUGAAGAGAAUAGUGCAUAACAAUAGGAAUAGUUAGAGAAUUUAUAGGAAGAAAGCAUUCAUGAAGACCUUUGA